Molecule: messenger RNA, 1846 nt
Organism: Diuraphis noxia (Russian wheat aphid)
Lineage: Eukaryota; Metazoa; Arthropoda; Insecta; Hemiptera; Aphididae
Gene: Pfk
Product: ATP-dependent 6-phosphofructokinase
Biological process (GO): fructose 1,6-bisphosphate metabolic process; canonical glycolysis; fructose 6-phosphate metabolic process
Cellular component (GO): 6-phosphofructokinase complex; cytoplasm
Molecular function (GO): fructose-6-phosphate binding; identical protein binding; monosaccharide binding
Source: RefSeq, a predicted model, not a curated record
UUUGCGAGAAACUUGGAAACAUACAAAAUGUUGACACGUUUGAAACCUCCGCGUUCAGCUUUUGAUGAAUUGGGACGUGGGUUGAGUCUAAAUCGACAAGAUACAUUGUGGGGUCAGGAAGGUUAUACUCUUGCUGUAAUGCACAUCGGAGCUCCUGCAUGCGGUAUGAAUUCUGCUGUUCGUUCAUUUGUACGAAAUUGCAUCUACAGAGGUGACACUGUUUAUGGCAUUCAUGAUGGUGUAGAAGGUUUAGUCGCAGGAAAUAUUCAAGUAAUGCAGUGGUCUGAUGUUACUGGCUGGGUCGGCCAAGGCGGUGCUAUGCUGGGUACAAAGCGUACUCUUCCAGAAAAGAGAAUGCCAGAAAUUGCUGCUAGGCUUAAAGAGUUCAACAUUCAAGCACUUUUGAUAAUUGGAGGCUUUGAGGCAUACCAAGCUGGAAUUCAGUUAGUUCAGAACCGUAAAAAUUUCCCAGAAUUCUGCAUACCGAUGGUUAUAAUACCAUCAACUAUUAGUAACAACGUGCCUGGUACAGAAUUUUCAUUAGGUUGUGAUACCGCUCUAAAUGAAAUCACUGAAAUUUGUGAUAGAAUUAGACAGUCUGCUCAAGGUACUAAGCGACGGGUAUUUGUUAUUGAAACUAUGGGUGGUUACUGUGGAUAUUUAGCCACUGUUGCUGGUUUGGCUGGUGGCGCUGAUGCAGCUUAUAUAUAUGAAGAGAAAUUCACCAUAAAAGAUUUGCAAAACGAUGUAUAUCAUAUGGCUUCAAAGAUGGCAGAAGGUGUYCAACGAGGUUUGAUAUUAAGGAAUGAAAAAUGUAGUGAGAACUACAACACUGACUUUAUAUUCAGACUUUACACUGAAGAAGGAAAAGGUUUAUUCAGUACUCGUAUGAAUGUUUUAGGUCAUAUGCAACAAGGUGGUUCACCUACUCCAUUUGAUCGUAACAUGGGGACAAAGCAAGCAGCAAAAUGCGUGGAAUGGUUAGUUGAAAAAUUGAGAGAAUCUACUAGACCAGAUGGAACAAUUUAUACAGAUAAUCCAGAUACGGCUGCAAUGAUGGGUGUUAUAAGACGGCAGUAUCGUUUUACACCUUUAACUGAUUUGUUGCCUCUUACUAAUUUUGAGCAGCGUAUAGCUAAAACUCAGUGGUGGUUAAAAUUGAGACCACUCUUACGUAUACUUGCUAAACAUGAUAGCGCGUAUGAAGAGGAAGGUAUGUACAUAACAGUUGAGGAAGGACUUGAAGCGGAUACACUGUUAGCUUAAACRAAACACUUUACUGAUUAUAUGUUUUUACUGAAACCCUGUUAUUUUUAUCUCAAUAAUCAAUAUAUUAAUAAUCAAUAGGUACAUUUAAAUUACAAAAAUUAAAAAUUCACCUGAUUAAUAAUAAUUAUAGUUUAUACAUUAGUAAACACUCUAGUCAUCAUGUAUAAAGUAGAUAAUACUUAUAUUCUCAACAAAUUAUUUAUCAAUAUUGAAACUAUUGUAAUUACGUUUAGACUGUUUUUUAGAUAAAUAUUUGUGUUUAUCAGUACAAUGCUAUCUAGUUUAAUGUUUGAUCAAUAAAAUAAAUAUUAAAAAUUAUUUAAUGUAAUCAAUUAAUUUGUUGUUAAAGUAACUAAUCAUUUUCUGAAUAUUUCUUAUUAUAUACAAAUAUCUUACAUUUACUACUUAACAUAAAAUAAGUGUUAGCUAUUGUUUUUAGACUUGGAUUUUUUUUUUUUUUAUUGUUGUAAAAUAAAACCAUAUCAAUUCGACAAUUCAAGUAUUUAGCAAAAAUAUUAUUCAAUUAAUGGAUAACUCAAUUAGUAAAAUAAAAAAUAUACAGUCAAUGCCAACCAGA